AUGGUCCAUGAUGACAAUCUCGAGGUUGUUGAUCUCGAAGCUUUAACACCAUCAUCUAGUGCCGGGAAGCGCCCUAUUGAGAUUGUUGCCACCACUGACUCUUUGGAGUGGUCUUCUUCGAAAGGUGGUGUUGUUUCCGCUACCUUUAAGAUCCAAAAAAAUGGAAAAGUUAAGAAACUUAACAUUACUGAAGGUAAUAUUGGUUGUCUAAAUGAUAGUGAAGCUGAAGUUGACUUUCCAGAAGACGUUAUCGUUCGCUCUACAUGUGACCAUAUUCUUUCAGUUGAAUUGACCAUUUAUCCGUCUUUUCAAAAGCAUCUUGAUGAUCCAUCAUAUCUUCAAGAUAAAACUAUUUUGGUCCCUACAAAUGAAGAAGUCGAUGCUAUCAAUGAAUACAUGUUAGGAUUGAUGAAAGAUGAAGGGAAAACUUAUCUUCGUAUUCUUUAUGUGAGACAGAGUCAACAUAUUGUUUUGAAGAAACAGUUUACUCUCUGA
Lactuca saligna is the source of this 495-nucleotide messenger RNA. The record is from the annotation of a GenBank genome assembly. NCBI's taxonomy places the organism in Eukaryota, Viridiplantae, Streptophyta, Magnoliopsida, Asterales, Asteraceae.